This is a messenger RNA of Thunnus maccoyii (southern bluefin tuna), 3764 nucleotides long. It is a transcript of the gene ntrk1, whose product is annotated as neurotrophic tyrosine kinase, receptor, type 1. Gene Ontology annotation, biological process: cellular response to nerve growth factor stimulus; protein phosphorylation; nerve growth factor signaling pathway. Gene Ontology annotation, cellular component: plasma membrane; signaling receptor complex; axon. The transcript is spliced from 17 exons. Gene Ontology annotation, molecular function: transmembrane receptor protein tyrosine kinase activity; neurotrophin binding; neurotrophin receptor activity. The record is from RefSeq and is a predicted model, not a curated record. Lineage: Eukaryota; Metazoa; Chordata; Actinopteri; Scombriformes; Scombridae. Bases 28 to 2448 code for a protein of 806 amino acids.
UGGUGCUGAGAAGAUCCUCUUUUGAGCAUGGCAGAGGGCACAGCUUCGUUGGCGGCACCCCUGACCCUGGCACUGCCCCUUGUGCUCACCCUGUUCAGCCUGGCACCGGAACCCGCCUUGGGAGGAUGCCCGUCAGCUUGCCGGUGCUCUUUUGCCAUGCUGCAGUGCCUGGAGCUUGAUGGUAUCACUAGCAUCCCAGCAUUGGCGCAACAAGAGAGCGAGAAUGUGACAGAGAUUUACAUAGAAAACCAAGCAGGCCUGGAAAACAUAACAGAAAUUGAUCUGGUUCACUACAGAGAGCUGAAGAACCUCACCGUCACAUCGUGUAAACUGAGGCUGAUCUCUACCAACGCCUUCAAAUACAACCUCAAGCUGCAGUAUGUGAACCUGGCAUCAAACUAUCUGGAACACAUCUCCUGGAGGGUGUUUCAUUUUCUGCCUCUGCUGAACCUGGUUUUGCGGGACAACCCUCUUGCUUGCUCAUGUGACCUCCACUGGCUGCAGCAGUGGCAGCGUAAUGAGCGUGGUGACCUGGACAACCAAAUGUUGUUUUGUAUUUCCAAUGACCAGGAAGUACCCCUCAACUCUUUGGUGAUUGAUAACUGCAGCCUGCCUGAGGUGACUAUUCUCCCCUCCAACAACAAGAUUCAAGAAGGAGGCAAUCUGACUUUUGAGUGUCAUGUGACAGGAAAUCCCAAACCUGAUGUGAGAUGGCGAACGGAUAAGCUCUACUCUCACUUCUUCACCAAGGAGAGAAUGUGGGGCUCCACAUUAGAGGUGGUCCUUUACCUCACCAACGUUUCCUCCAGUGACAACCUGCACAACCUGACGUGUGAGGCCGAGAACCAAGCUGGGCCCGGGGAGGAGAUGGUGCAAUUGGACAUUGAGUUUCCAGCCAAAAUCCUGUUCCUGAGAAACGCAGUGCCGCAGCACCACUGGUGUUUCCCCUUUGCUGUGGACGGCAAUCCUGAACCGAGCAUCACCUGGCUGUACAAUCGUCAGGAGCUCAAGGAGAACCGUUACACGUACACCCAGCUUAUUCCUGACUCAGCUGAUGGAUCAGAAAAGCAUGGCUGUCUCUUCCUCAACAAACCCACCCACAUCAACAAUGGCCACUACACUCUGAUUGUGCAGAACAAACUGGGAAAGGAUGAGGCCACUGCCACUGGGAUGUUUAUGGAUAAUCCCUUCGACCCAUUCGAUCCUGAGGGGAUAAUCCCAGUCCCUGACCCGGAUCCAAUUCCUACAGACAAAUCAGACAUGGACGUCACAGAGAACCUGGAGAGUCGGGUGUUUGUGGUGUCUGUGGCCGUGGGUCUUGCUCUGUUUGCCUGCACUUUUCUUCUCAUCAUGGUUUUGGUUAUUAACAAGUGCGGCCAGCAUUCCAAGUUUGGUAUUCACCGUUCAUCAGUUUUGGGCACUGAGGACGACCUGGCUGUAUCGCUUCGUUUCAUGAACUUUGGAAACAGCCCGCCUUCCUCAGAUGAAGAUUCUGGUUUAUCCAGCUUUGUAGAGAAUCCACAGUACUUCUGCGGCAUCAUCAAGGACAAAGACAUGUGUGUCCAGCAUAUCAAACGGCAGGAUAUUGUGUUGAAGUGGGAGCUGGGUGAAGGAGCGUUUGGGAAAGUCUACCUGGCAGAGUGUGCCAACCUCAGCCCCGACAGCGACAAGAUGCUUGUCGCCAUCAAGACUCUGAAGGACGCCAACGAAUCGACUCGGCUGGACUUCCAGAGGGAGGCGGAGCUGCUGACGGUGCUUCAACACCAGCACAUUGUGCGAUUCUACGGCGUCUGUACGGACGGAGAGCCUCUGGCCAUGGUGUUUGAAUACAUGAGACACGGAGACCUCAAUCGCUUUCUUCGGGCUCACGGCCCUGAUGCUCGUAUCCUGGAGGAGUCGAAGAUGCCCCCGCUGGGUGAGCUCACUCUGCCCCAAAUGCUGCACAUCGCUGCCCAGAUCGCUUCGGGUAUGGUCUACCUGGCAUCACUGCACUUUGUCCACCGUGACCUGGCGACCCGCAACUGUUUGGUUGGAGAGGGCCUGGUGGUCAAAAUCGGAGAUUUUGGCAUGUCAAGAGACAUCUACAGUACAGAUUACUAUCGGGUGGGUGGACGCACAAUGCUGCCAAUCCGUUGGAUGCCUCCAGAGAGCAUCAUGUACAGGAAGUUCACUACAGAGAGCGACAUCUGGAGCUUCGGCGUGGUCCUCUGGGAGAUUUUCACCUAUGGCAAGCAACCCUGGUAUCAGCUGUCCAACAGUGAGGCCAUCGAAUGCAUCACGCAGGGACGGGAACUGGAAAGGCCACGCACUUGUCCCAAGGAGGUGUACCUGCUGAUGCAGGGCUGCUGGCAGAGAGAGCCCCAGCAGAGGAUGGUCAUCAAGGACAUCCACAGCCGCCUGCUGGCCCUGGUCAAGAACCCACCAGUUUACCUGGAUAUCCUGGGUUAGAGGGGCCAAGAGGCCAGCAGAGAGUGAAGUUCAGAGGCUGGGGAGGUUGGUUUUGAUUUGGGACCGAAAACUUGUUUAAUUAUUUCACUCUAAUCAGGGGUAAUUGCUUAAAGAGGUUCCCACUUUUUCUUUUACCACUUAAAAGACCAGUAUGAAGGUUAUUUCCCAGUUUUGCUCCCAAGAUGCUUGAUGGACCUUUUGAAAAGUCUGCAGUGACUUUUCUGCUUCAGUUUUGCCUCAUCCCGGCUCGACCCUGAACCCUGUUUACUGCCCUGUCAUUCUCUGGAAACCUGUCAAAUGUUUACUAAAGUGUUAAAUGUUUAUCUGAAGUGGGAUCAGCCUGAUGGACAGACAUGCAUGGAUAGGUGUUGGAAAUAACAGUAUAUGGGCCUUUACGUUGCUAGGAAUGUGAUGGCUUGUCAGGGAGUUUUGCUCCGCAGUGUUAUCAUGAGAGGCUCGUGAGCUGAGCUGUGGUGCAUUUUAUAUGACUCUACAACCGACACUUGUGUGGAAAGGCAAUUAGAAAAUGACACAGAUGAUUACAAGAGAGGGCACUUCACUUCAUGAGUCAAAAGUGAGAACCAAUUUUACAGAUUUGGGCACAGCAGACAGUCAUUUGUAUAGUCACUGAUUUUGGAUAAGUUUUGAUAUGGAGUGUCAUUUAAAGGUUUUUAGUGAACCUUUAAAUAAGAUAUCCAAGUUGUACAAUCGAAACCUGUGAAAGCUAACAAUUGUUCUUGUUCUUCAUGUGUCAAAUCCAGUGUAUGAUAUGAAUAUUUUUCAAAAACAAGAACUAAAAUGGUCAUAUAUUAGCAGUGAAUGUGUUACCUGGUCCAUUAACGACUGUGUUUACGUUUAAUUCUGUCAGUUUUGCUGUCAUAUAUGAAAAAAAAAACCUUCAAAGACUUAAGGUUUGACCUGUGGUCUGCCUGCAAGACUCAGGAGUGGCUUUUGUACAAAUUAGUGAUGUUUAACGUGCUACUGUAACGACCUUCAAAAUUCAAAGCACUGCAGUGAAAUUCGGUAAGGGGCAAGAUGGUGGGUUGGUGACACACUGAGAUGGGUUUAGAGGUAACAGAUGGAUUAAAGUGAGUGAAACUCCAGGAGGAGAGGGACAGAUGGCACUGAAACAGAGACUGGAGGUGAGGCGACCACCAUGGAAAAAAAAAAGAUGUCAAAAUGUUUAAAUUCAACCAAAGGGGGUGAAAGACUGAGUGUACAAACCACUGUGAUGCCUUUAAGUGUAAAUACUGUAUGUACAUACAUUAAUACUCUGUAUUAAUGUCUACAAAUAUAUAUCUUCAAGUAUUGUUGCU